CGGAACCCGGAAGAAAGAGGGACGAAUAUGAGCAAUCAGUUCACAGCGUCUGACAAAUCCGCUUCUGUUCAGACCCUGGCGGACUCAUCUUCCUCCGCGCUCUGUUUCUGUCUCGCCUAACUAAAACAUCGCAGUGACUUUUAGAAAAAUGAAUGUAUUUCACCGGCAAAGACUCCGUAAACACACGGUUGUCUUGGUGCUCGUGUUGAGCGCCGCUCGCUGCUGUCAAGCGUUCAACUUGGAUGUGAGGUCUCCAGUCGUCAAAGAGGGAAAAACAGCUGGCAGUUUGUUUGGACUUUCUGUUGCACUACACGAGCAGGUCGUAGGAGAGAAAAGACACCUACUUCUUGUAGGAGCACCGAAGGAGAAAGCAGAGUUGGGAGUAUCAGCCAAUGAGACUGGAGAUGUAUAUGCCUGUCCAAUCACUGCAGACCGCAAAGACUGCAAAAGACUGAACCUUCUCAGCUCAAAUUCUGAAGACAUACCAGACCCUAAAAAUGAUGUGAUGGAUGGCAUGUGGCUAGGUGUGUCGUUAGCCAGUCAGAGUCAACCAGGGGGCCGUGUACUGGCCUGUGGCCAUCGUUAUAUACGAAACUUUGCAAGCAACUUUCGGAUGAUUGGGAGGUGCUAUGUUCGUGGAAAUGAUUUACAGUAUAAAACAGCAGACUCUCAAUGGCAGUCGUACAAUGAGGUGUGUGACCCCAGAGAUGAACAGACUAGUGAAGGCAUGUGUCUUGCUGGAAUGUCUGCUGCCUUCACUCAGACGGAGAUCUUCCUGGGUGCACCUGGAUGCUUCAACUGGCAAGGAAACACAUUUUCACUGUGGUAUAACCCUGAAGAUAAGUUUGAUGACAUGAAGAGCAAGCUUCCAAACUUGAAAAGAGGGAAUAUUUACAUUGGUUACUCUAUUGCUGUGGCUAAAGAUGUGUUGAGCAAAGACAAAGACACAGUAGUAACAGGAGCUCCAAGAGAUGAAGCCAGAGGAUCUGUGACGAUGGCUGAAGUUCAUAAAAUUGGUGUCGGUGGAGAAAUCCAAAUAAAAGCCACUGUCAUGGGGGAACAAGUUGGAUCCUAUUUUGGCUGCAGCGUUACUAUUGUUGACCUUAACAAUGAUGGUUGGAAGGAUCUGAUUGUUGGAGCCCCUUUCUAUUUCGACCGGAGAAAGGAUGAAGGCGGGGCGGUGUAUGUCUAUAUGAACCAGAACGGGUCUUUUCGUGACAAAGCUGACGUGAAGCUCACUGGGCCUAAGGACUCAGCUUUUGGCAUGGCUGUUGUUGCUAUUGGUGAUGUUAACCAGGAUGGCUUUCAAGAUUUUGCUGUUGGUGCUCCAUAUCAUAGUACAGGCAGAGUAUCGAUAUGGAUGGGCAGCAAAACGGGUAUUUCCCAAACGCCUAGUCAGGUCAUUGAUGGAAAAGACAUCCCAGGUGGUGGAUUCCAGACGUUUGGCUAUUCCAUCAGUGGUGGCAUGGAUGUGGACAGGAACAGUUACCCAGACAUAGCAGUUGGAUCAUUAGAUGAUCGCGUGGUCUUGCUAAGAGCACGUCCUGUGAUUCACCUAAAGAAUUCUUUCACUGUGACACCGGAGGUUAUCCGCCUAGAAGACUGUGAUGCCUGUAUUGAAGCAAAAGUCUGUUUGUCCUACACAUUCAGCACUGGCAGUGCCAGUUCCCAGAAGAGUAUUAGUUUUCAAUAUACGGUGGAAGCCGAUCAGCAAUCGUCUCGGAGCCCUCGUGUUCGUUUCCUUGACAACAAAGAUGGCAAAUACACUGGCAAAAUGUCUGUUAAUCCGUCUGAAGAUUGUCGUUCUCUGAAACUCGAGCUAGUGUCCAAGACAAUCCAAGACAAGGUUGCUCCGAUAGUUUUCUUGCUGAGGGUGUCUUUGGUGGAGACUCCUCCCUCGGGCGGGCAGACAUUGGAAGACCUCAGUGCCUUUCCUGUGAUCAGCCAAAAAGACGCUCUGACUAACAGAGCUGAGAUUCACAUUCAGAAAGCCUGUGGAUUAGAUAACAAAUGUGAGAGCAACCUUCAGAUGACGGCUGCAUUCACAAAUGAGCAGAACACGCCGUUCCCCACGCGUAAUGGCCAGCAGAUUUUCCACUACUCUACUGACGUAAAGAAGCUGAAGUUGAUGGUGAAUGUGUCCAAUGUUCCAUCACAGGACAAGAAAGCAGAAGAUGCUUACAGUGCUUCUCUAAAUGUCACCAUUCCCACCUCGCUCAGCUUCUCCAGCCUAAACCCCAAGAACUUGAAUGUCGAGUUGUCUCCUGGGGUGCCUUAUCUUCUGUGUACACUGGGGGACCCCUUCAAAAGCAAUCAGAGAGUGGAGAUUGAGAUCACCUUUGAAACGACAGGAAUCACAAUAGACAUGCAGGAGAUUCAGACUGAACUGCAGCUCUCAACGUGGAGUGAUCAGAAUGAUCUACAGCCCCUGUUGAGAGUGCUGAUGGUGGAGUACGUCCUACAGCCCUUCUUUAAUAUCCCUUUAUCCCAGUUUAGGACAGAAUUCAGUGGAAAAGUAAUGGGAGAAUCAGCCAUGAAAAGUACCAGUGACAUUGGAAGCCCAGUGGAAUUCAACUUGACGGUGGCUGUUUCUGGAAAACCUCUGGGAAAUCUGGGGUAUCUGGAAGUGGUCUUUCAGUGGCCUUCUUCUGUGGCUAAUCAGAAGUGGCUGCUUUAUCUGUCAGAGAUUCAGAUGACAGGAACCUCCAAGCCAUUCUGUGUCCCUGAAAAUAACGUCAUAAACCCCCUUAAUCUCAUUGUGUCAGAGCGCAAGACUAGAAGGAGGAAAAGAGACGAGGCCUCCUUAGAGUCUGAACAGACUGAACCGCAGACCCUCCCGAACCCACGGGCCAUCCAGAGGAAACCUCCUGCCAACCUGGACUGUGACACAGGUAGUGCCCUCUGUCAGACAUUCACCUGCCCCUUGCUUGGCAUGGACAUCUCAGCCAAUCUCACUGUCAGAGCACGCAUAUGGAACAGCACGAUGCUUGAGGACUACAAUGCUGCAAGAGUACUUGUGUAUGGUAGAGCCACACUGAGUCUAAAAACAGACAAACCAAGCAUCAAGAUGAGCAAUUACACCCGUGAGUUUACAGUAGCUAUAGACCCUGCAGAGGCAGAGGAGCUUCAGUAUGAAGUGCCUCAGUGGAUAAUCAUUGUGUCCGCGUUGGCAGGAGUGAUUCUGCUGGGUCUGAUUGUCAUUUUACUGUGGAAGAGUGGUUUUUUUAAGCGGGCUGCCUACUUUCGAACUAUGCCAAAAUACCAAGGCGUGAAGAUUUGUAAGAAGGAACAGUACCAGGUAAACCAGGGCUUUUUAAUUGUGAACACCACAAAAAAUAAGAAACACUGGAUCACAAGCUGGACUGAAAAGACACAGUACUACUGAUGAAAGCACUCUUACAUUGUCUCUUUAAAGACAGUGGAAUGGACUUUACCUGAACUCUACCUGAUUUGAUUGGAACAACUUCUGGAUAUCAGAUAUAAAACUGUCAAACAUGAACUGAUUAUACAGAAGUCUCUGUGUGAGAUUACAUAUUGUAUUGAUGUUUAUUUUGGUUACAGUUUUUCAACAGAAUACAUGUAUUAUGUAUGCUGAUGGGCUCAACAAUAAGGAUUUUUUCUGCUGGCUCAGUAGUUCAGAUUUGUGCUUGGCCUGCCAACAUUUUCACUGCCACCCACCACAAAGGAAUGAUCCAUUUUUACAUUUAUGCUCUUAAAAAUGAAGGUUCUUCAUUGGCAUCUAUGGUUCCAUGA
Molecule: messenger RNA, 3753 nt
Organism: Sinocyclocheilus grahami
Lineage: Eukaryota; Metazoa; Chordata; Actinopteri; Cypriniformes; Cyprinidae
Product: integrin alpha-3-like
Exons: 25
Coding region: 149-3385 (1078 amino acids)
Biological process (GO): cell-matrix adhesion; integrin-mediated signaling pathway; cell-cell adhesion
Cellular component (GO): integrin complex; external side of plasma membrane
Molecular function (GO): integrin binding
Source: RefSeq, a predicted model, not a curated record